Molecule: messenger RNA, 3378 nt
Organism: Acomys russatus (golden spiny mouse)
Lineage: Eukaryota; Metazoa; Chordata; Mammalia; Rodentia; Muridae
Gene: Nutm1
Product: NUT midline carcinoma family member 1
Exons: 8
Coding region: 13-3378 (1121 amino acids)
Source: RefSeq, a predicted model, not a curated record
CCUAAACAUCCAAUGAUGGCAUCAGACGGAACCUCUCCAUUACCAGGACCAGAUAUGGCCAUGAAGCCUGAUGCUGGCCCAUCCCCUUUCACUGUGCUCCCCUUUGCCCCACCUACUGCUGUCCCACCAGACCAACCCCUCUGGAAGCCAUCUCCACAGCCCCCCAUACCUCCUGCAUUCUCUCCAGGCAAUCCUUUGCUCCUUUCUGCUUUCCCUAGCCCAUUGUUGGUGACAGGAGGAGACUCUGGCCCCAGUGUGGCCGGAACUGGCCAGGUCAUUGUCAAAGUCAAAGCAGAAGUAGGGCCAGCUGAACCCUCUCAAACUCAGAACCUUAUUGUUACUCAGACAGCCCUAAACUGGAUUAAUUUAGGUGUUCCCUGUGGGGGCCAAGAGGGGCCUCCUCCUCCUCCUCCUCUUCCUCCUCCUCCUGUCCUUCCUCCUCCUCCUGUUCCUCCUCCUCCUCGAUAUGUGAUAGGCCCUAAUGUGAAGACCAUCCUGCCUGCUGUGGCUGUUGGAGUGAGCCAGGAGGGCCCUGCAGGCCUUCCUCUGCAGGUUCUACCACCAGCCGCCCAACUGGCCCCCAUUUUUCCCAUGGAAAAGUCCUGGCCAGGAACACAAGUAGCAACCGUGGAAGGAGGUCCUGCCCAGAAGCCCUCUCAAGGUGACCUUGCCUGUGCUUCCAAGGGUGUUUAUGAGAACUAUCGUCGCUGGCAGCGCUACAAAGUCUUGGCCCGGACUCACCUAGCCCAGAGUCCUGAUGCAGAGGCUCUGUCCUGCUUUCUUAUCCCAGUGCUUCGUUCCCUGGCCCGACUGAAGCCUUCUAUGACCUUGGAGGAAGGACUGCCAAGGGCUCUGCAGGAGUGGGAGCACACCAGCAACUUUGACCGGAUGAUCUUUUACGAGAUGGCAGAGAAGUUCAUGGAGUUUGAGGCUGAGGAGGAGACACAGAUGCAGAAGGCACAGCUGCCGAAUGGGUCCCUGGGUCUGUCCCCUGCAGUCCCUUUGAAACUUGAUCUUCCAGGGCCUCUGGUCCCUGAGGCUUGCCAGCAGCCCGUGUACAUUCCGAAGAGGGCAGCUUCUAAGUCCCGGGCUCCCCGCCGGCGGCAGCGCAGACCCCAAAGGCCUCCCGCUCCUGAGGCACCCAAAGAGAUCCCACCAGAAGCUGUGCAAGAAUAUAUUGACAUCAUGGAAGGGCUGAUGGGGAGCCACGCGGACACUGGGAAGACAGAGGAGGAAGAGGGGCAACAGGAGGGUACAGGGACGUUUCCAGACCCAGGUCUUCUGAGCUACUUUGAUGAGCUGUGUUCUCAGGAAGUCUUUGUCUCCAAGGUGGAGGCGGUUAUCCACCCUCAGUUUCUGGCAGAUCUGCUGUCCCCAGAAGCACAGAGAGAUCCUUUGGCUUUAAUUGAGGAGCUAGAGCAAGAAGAAGGGCUUACUCUUGCCCAGCUGGUCCAGAAACGACUCUUGGCCUCGGAGGAGGAAGAUGCACAGGACCCGCCAAGCUGCAGUGGAGCUCAGUCUGACUCAAGUCCUCCUGUUUCUGAUGAAGACGAAGAUGGGGGUCGGAGGGGUCGGUCCUCACCUGGGCUUCAGGGGGGCGCUGCGGGCACUGUUCGCAUUGGAAAAUCUGCUUCUCCAGGCAAGCAGGCAAGAGAAAUGCAUGGUGGGCAGGAACCAGUGCUAGGUGGUCCAUGGGGGAUUCACAAGGAUGGGAACGUGCUGCCAUCCUCUAUCAGCUGGGACCUGCAGCUAGAGCUGGCAGCUUCACAGGGGAUGCAGGAACCCCUGGGGAUGGAGAGAGAAGGGUCUGGGAAAGCUAUAAAACAGCUACCUGCAACUCACGGUGGCGUCCUAGGAAGCACUGGGUCCUUUGAACACUACCCAGUAGCAGAUAGGAAUCCAGAGGCUUUACCUUUUUGUUGGCAAGAAGAUCCCCAACCCAUGAGAGCCCCCAGUUUGGGUGUUGGACUUGUAGAGCCAGUUCCUCUGCUAGGGCUUGGGUUAGAAAAGCAGGCCUUGGAGUUGCAGAUAGGACCACAGAUCGGGGGAGUUGGGGUGCUUACUCAAGGGAGAGAACUUUCAGCGGUGUCCCAGAAAGGCUCUUCAAGAGCCAUGUGGGGAGGUGACAGAGGUCCUGACAUGGUCCAGAGUUACGAUCAGAACCAUUCCCCUGGAGCAGAUGGCAACCUAGACAGCAUUUCUCUCAGCCCAGAACUGUGGCUGAGCAGUGACAUGGAUGCUGUGGGUGUGGAGUUGCCCUUAGAAAUCGAAACGGUCUUAGAUAGCAUCCAAGAUGAGACAUGUAUAAGGCAGGACCAGGCACUGGGUCCCCGAGACAGUGUUUCUCCAGGUCCUAGAAAAACCACAGUGCCCGAGAAUAUGGGGGUUGGUGAGGUUCCCUAUGGAGGCACAGAUGUGACAGCUGUCCUAGAACAGAGAAACCCCUGUAGCUUGCCAGGGUCUCUGAUGGCCAAUGGUCCAGCUUUGAGGUCCCAAGAAGAUCAAGAGCCGAGCCCUGGGACCAUACAGGAUCCUAGUGAUCUGUGGGAUGAAGCUUGCUCCCCAUUGCUGGAAGCACUUGACCCCUCCACACUUGGCUCUUCAAAAGACACCCCGAUAUCCACCUGCCAAGGCAAUCUCCUUAUCCUUGGGACCCAGGAUGCCUCCUCCUCUUCCCCCCAGGCUAGCCAAAAGGCAGAGAGCAGAGAUAAUCUACUUUUUCCUCUAUUGGAAAACAUAGAACAGGUCAACAUACUAGAUGUUAGAAAUGACAGUGGUCCCCAACCAGGGGUCAGUAAGGAUUCCUUCUCAUCAAAGUUUAAUUCUUAUAAUCUCCAAGGAGAGGGCAGGGAAGAUACUGUCUCCUCCAAACCUACGGACCUUGAUCCUUUACAAGACAGUCAAGAAUCUUAUACAUUCGAGGCUGCCAAGUCAACAUCUGGCCAGGGCCUGGGAAGCACUUCCCCUAGGUGGGGAACUAGGGGUGCUUUUGUUCUGAGAGAAAUCCCUAUUAGAGAAACACACAACUCAGUAGAUAGGGCAAAAGGAAGUGAGAAAGAAGAGGAGGAGGGGGAGGAAGAGCUUAGCCUCUCUUCAGGAGGGCUUCCUUGUCAUCCCUCUCGAGGUCAGGGAGUCUCGAAAACAUCCCACCUCUCUACUCAAGUAGAUGACUGUGGUCAACCUUCAUCCCCUUCUGGGAUGCAAGCCCUAGUUGGGGGCCCAGCUACUGAUGUAGAGCGACCCCAGCUCAGAGCUCAGCUUGAUGGUUCAGGGCAGAAGCCCCUUACCCUGGAAUUGGUGCAGCUCCCACAGCCUCGUAAAAGGCGGCGUGACAGUUUAGUCACAAGCAAAAGGAAGAAACGCCGUCGUAGCCACUAG